CCCCCUCGCCACCCUUCGCUCUCAUCCUCUCCGCCUGGAAAAAACAAAACCCUCGAAAUCCCAGAGUCUUCGAUGGCCGCCACAAUCACCUCAUCCCUCUCCUCCAAGCCCAAGCUCUCCCUCUCCGCCUUCCAUGGCACUCCUCUCGCCCCCGCCCAGUCCCUCCGCCUCCAGGCCCCCAGGUGUUCACCCCACUCCGGCAUCUCCAUGUCCGCCGCCUCCCCGCCCUACGAUCUGAACGCCUUCCGCUUCGAUCCCAUCAAGGAGUCCAUCGUCUCUCGCGAGAUGACCCGCCGCUACAUGAUGGACAUGAUCACCUACGCCGACACCGACGUCGUCGUAGUCGGCGCCGGCUCGGCCGGGCUCUCCUGCGCCUACGAGCUCAGCAAGAACCCCGACGUCCAGGUCGCCAUCAUCGAGCAGUCCGUCAGCCCCGGCGGCGGUGCUUGGCUCGGCGGCCAGCUCUUCUCCGCCAUGGUGGUGCGGAAACCGGCGCACCGCUUCCUGGACGAGCUCGAGAUCGAGUACGACGAGCAGGACACCUACGUGGUCAUCAAACACGCCGCGCUCUUCACGUCGACCAUCAUGAGCAAGCUCCUGGCCAGGCCCAACGUGAAGCUCUUCAACGCCGUGGCCGCCGAGGACCUGAUCGUCAAGAACAACAGGGUCGGCGGCGUGGUCACCAACUGGGCCCUCGUGUCUAUGAACCACGACACCCAGUCGUGCAUGGACCCGAACGUCAUGGAGGCCAAGGUGGUGGUGAGCUCGUGCGGACACGACGGCCCCUUCGGAGCCACCGGGGUGAAGAGGCUGAAGAGCAUCGGGAUGAUCGACAGCGUGCCGGGGAUGAAGGCCCUCGACAUGAACACUGCGGAGGACGCCAUCGUGAGGCUCACCAGAGAGAUCGUGCCCGGGAUGAUCGUGACCGGGAUGGAGGUGGCCGAGAUCGAUGGGGCUCCAAGAAUGGGGCCAACGUUUGGAGCGAUGAUGAUAUCGGGGCAAAAGGCGGCUCACCUGGCAUUGAAGUCCCUGGGAUUGCCGAACGCGGUGGACGGAUCCUACGUCGGGAGCAUCCACCCGGAGCUCAUCCUAGCCGCCGCCGACUCUGCAGAGAUCGUGGACGCUUGAAAUUUUAAGCUUAAUUGGGGCUUAUGGAUUGUAAUGGAUGGGGAGUAGCUUGUGGGAUUGUUAAUAAGGUGGAUGUUUUCAUCUCUCUCUCUCUCUCUCUCUCUCUCGCAUUUUCUGCUGCUGCUGCUGCUUGUGCCUCCUUAAAUCUUUGGAUGAGUGGAGUUUUGAGUUUCA
Rhodamnia argentea is the source of this 1302-nucleotide messenger RNA. Its product is annotated as thiamine thiazole synthase, chloroplastic. The coding region runs from base 73 to 1128 and encodes 351 amino acids. The record is from RefSeq and is a predicted model, not a curated record. The transcript has 4 exons. Gene Ontology annotation, biological process: thiamine biosynthetic process. NCBI's taxonomy places the organism in Eukaryota, Viridiplantae, Streptophyta, Magnoliopsida, Myrtales, Myrtaceae.